This is a messenger RNA of Cydia fagiglandana, 3600 nucleotides long. RefSeq names its product mediator of RNA polymerase II transcription subunit 15 (gene MED15). The record is from RefSeq and is a predicted model, not a curated record. Gene Ontology annotation, molecular function: transcription coregulator activity. The transcript is spliced from 13 exons. Lineage: Eukaryota; Metazoa; Arthropoda; Insecta; Lepidoptera; Tortricidae. Gene Ontology annotation, biological process: regulation of DNA-templated transcription.
AAGUUAGUUCAUGUCAUGGCAGUUCAUUGAGUUGGGGGUGCUGCGGAGCCUGCGGAAAAUUUCAUCAAAAUAAUAAUAAAAUCUGAGUCAUUCCACCAAAACUUUCUGCAGAAACCUGCAGAGAUGAAUAACAUGGAUAAUUUGAAGUUAUUUAGCUCGAUGGGGUCGGAGGAAAACUGGAGAACGCCAAACUUUAGACAAAGCGUUGUUUCGAAGAUUGAAGAAGUAAUCCAGCGCUCCGGCAUGCAGGUGGCUAGAAACAGCAGCGAGAUGGAGAACCAUGUGUUCAAUAAGGCCAAGACGCGGGAGGAAUACAUGAACAUGGUGGCCAAGCUUAUACUGCAUGUCCGGGAGAUGUCUGCUCAACCAAAACAGAACCAAGGCCAAGCCAUGCAAGGACCCAACCAAGGCCAGGCUGGCCCCAACCCGCAGCAGAACCAACAGCCCAACCAACAAGGGCCGAGUCAGCCUGGCCUGGCUCCAGACCCUAUCAAUGCUCUGCAGAACCUCGCCUCGCAGGGGACGAGGAAUCAGAUGAUGAAUAUUGGACCUCAAGGCCAAAUGCAGCAGCAAGGCGUAAUGGGCCCCAACCCAGGCAUGAUGCAAGGACAGAUGGGUCAGCAGACCAUAGUGUCCCAGGGACAGCCGCAGACGGCCACUAAUCUGCUGCAGACGCUCAACCAGCGGCCACAGAUGAACAUGCUGCAAGGGAAACUGCAGGGCACUAUGGGCAUGGUCCCAAACCAGCCACCGAUGGGCGGUAUGGGCAUGUCCGGCAUGAACCCCAUGGGCAACCAGCUGCAGGGGCAGCUCGGGGCGGGCAUGCAGGGGCAGAUGAUGUCCAACAUGCCCAUGGGGGCCAGCAUGCCCAUGGGCGGCAACAUGCAGUGCCAGCCCGGCAUGCAGGGGCAAAUGCAAGGGCAGAUGCAGGGGCAAAUGGUAGGUGGCAUGGGCAACAACCCAAUGGUGAACACCCACAUGCUACACAUGCGACCGAAGCAAGAUGUGGGGAUGGUGGGCUACAGGCAGCCCCCGGGGCAGUUCCUCCGGCAGAGCCCCAGCCCGUCUGCCCCCAGCCCCAAUAUGCCCCAACCCAGCCCCGUGUCCAUGCAAGGAGUGAUGGGCGGGGCGCUGCCGUCGCCGCUGGGGCUGAGCGGGCUGGGCGGGCCGGGCGCGCCCUCGCCCUCCGCGCACCUGCAGCACCACGCGCCGCAGCAGAGGUAACUAUUCAUGGGCAUGGUGGCAUCCCCAUCUUCGUCUCUAAAUACGCCCGUGGGAGCGUCUGUGGCGUCCCCCAGCAAUGAAGACGCCGCAUACAGGGAUAAAGUGCGCCAGCUCAGCAAGUACAUCGAGCCUUUACGAAGAAUGGUGCACCGCAUGGUCAGCGAGGGAGAAAAUGUGGAGAAGCUGACGAAAAUGAAGAAUCUCCUAGACAUUCUGUCGAACCCGAACAAGCGGAUGCCUCUGGAGACCCUCAUCAAAUGCGAGGUGGUGCUGGAGAAACUGGACUUCAAACGCGGGGACGGACUAGGCGUACCCGCCUCGGGGAAGGAGCAAAUCUUCAACCCCUUACUAGAGGUAGUAAACAACUGCCUAUCCUCCCCGCUCGCUAACCACACGCUCAAACGGACUUUCGGGUCCACAUUAGACGCGCUCAAUGGGCCUGAGAUCAAAAACCUGCCACCUCCGUUGAAAGUGCCAAAAAUGGAAGAGCCAGCAAUGGAAAUACCAGAUGUAUUGCAAGGAGAAAUCGCCAGACUAGACUCUAGGUUUAAAGUGUCCCUCGAGACGAUGCAGCUGGCGGGCGGCGUGGGCGCCAUCUCGCUGGUGGCCAUGCUGGACGACGCGCGCCUGCCCUGCGUGCCGUCCGUGCUGCUCGCCGUGCCGCGGGGGUACCCCGCCAGGCCGCCCGCCCGCCUCCGGCCCAAACACGGGAAACACGACAAACACGAGUUCCUGGCCCGGGUGGAGCAGGCCAUGGACGCCAGGGUUGCUAGAUUACCAAAAAGCUGCUCGGUAGGGCAACUGCUUGACGCGUGGGAGAUGUCGGUCCGCCAGGCGUGCGCGCCCAACCCCGUCUCCUACACCCCCGUGCCCGCCCUAGGCCUGUAAACUCAUGGGCUCUCCAUACAAACACCAACAUUCUUAACUGUACAUUCGUGAACCUUAAUACAAACGUCAUAAGGUCCACCGAUGGACAGUUACUUAAUUUCGUUUGUUUAAGAAAGCAAUGAAACAAAGGAAAAGCUACUUUAUUUGGUUUAAUGAAAGGUUCUAAUUACAUUAAAACAGAGGGGGUUAAAGUGCAACAGAGAUAGCAACAGGCGGGUCAAUAUACGAAAUUCCUCGUGGUAAGCGUCCUUUCUUUAAGGCUCACGUUGGGCCAACGCCAACGAGAGACGCAGCCAUGCGGUAGAAUGAGAUAGCAAUAUCACUUGCUCCCUCUAACGCAUAAAUGCGUCCCUCGUUGGUGUUGGCGUUGGCCCAACGUGAAGAGGAGCCUUUACAUAUAUGUGACUCAGGCAGUCAUAUUUUCAUGAAAUAUGUCUUCAAAUUAAUUAUAAACUAGUUACUUCUUUAUUAUUUCCUAAACUGUCCUUGAAUAAUUUUAAGAAAUUUUAUUAUAAAAAAAUAUUUUUAGUUUAAAAUUUUAUUCAUAAUUUAGUUAAGUAAUCAUAUUUAUUAGGGAUCCUCUUUUUAACUGAUAUUAAACUUGUCUUUGACGUGAUAAGUAUCUGUGAUAAUUUAAUAUUUGUACUAAUACAAACAAUUUACAGCUUUUAUACAGAAAAUUCAUCACAUUUUAUACAUACCUAUUUUCUGUCAAAAUGUUUGCUUGCCUGCCUAAUUUCGUCUAUACAUUUCACACGUACAGUCUGACAAAGAAGAGUAGAAAUUAAAAAGUGGCAAUACUGUAGUGUCGUCCCGUUUUCUUAUAUAAGUUAGUUUGAAAGGGACGACACUACAGUAUUGCCACUUUUUAUUAAUUUCUACUCUUUUUUGUCAUACUUUAGACAUAAAAAUGAAUUGUCUUAUAUAGACGACAUAUUAUAAAUAUUAUAAUGAACAUGGUUUUACGUUUCAAGUGGCUAUGCCAUAGUUCUUAAUAGCUGUACCAGACGGGCGGACCGGACCGCGACCUCGGUCCGGACCGAGCCUUGUCCGAUCGCUUGUAAGGUGGUCCGUUAAGAUCGCAGCUAUAAGUCAGAGCAAGAAACAUAUUGAGCGGACUAAGGUCGCGGUCCAGUACGCCCGUCUGUUACGGAAAAUUUGUUAACGAAAAUAGACUCUAAUGUGAUGAAAUUACGGGUAAUUAUCGAAAUUGCCCGACAUUUUGUAGUAUUCAAAUUUAUCCGAAUACACUUUACUUAUAUUAUUGUACUACUUUUUUUUACAGCGUUAUCCAAUUUUUGAUCCUCAAAAUUAUUCCAAUGUAUUUCACAAAAGACAAUAUUUAUUGUAAUUUCCAUGAAAUGGGAUCAAAAGUAAUACAACAAUGAAUUAAUGUAUUUUAAGAUUUAAGAGGUCCCUGAAGUCUCCGAAUUGAUGUUGUAAGUGUUUUAAAGCAAUAAUUGUUUUAAAUAAAUGUCUAUAAAACAA